CUAGAAGAUGCAUGGAUCCAAAUCCUAAAAACAGACCUACUGCAAAAUCUGUUAGUCUUCAAGUUGGAUUUUGGAAUGAAGAAAUGUUAAGUUCGAAUGAAGAUAAUGAAAUUAAAAGGCAAUUUUUAGAAUGGGAUAAUACAUCACAAAUAAUUAACACAAACAAAAACUCGUCUCUGAUAAGUAAACCCAUUGAUACCAUCGAUAUUUUAGA
This is a messenger RNA of Racocetra fulgida, 214 nucleotides long. The record is from the annotation of a GenBank genome assembly. NCBI's taxonomy places the organism in Eukaryota, Fungi, Glomeromycota, Glomeromycetes, Diversisporales, Gigasporaceae.